AUGAAAGGUAAUAAUACUACUGGAAAGCAAACAAAACCAGCUGGUGGCCCGGCAACUCCACUUACAAAAGCAGAAAUCAAUCAGCUUAAGAAAGAAGAAGCCGCAAAAACUGCUGUAAUUGAUAAUGAUUUACGUAAUUUAGGAACAUUUAUUGGAAAUGCCCAAGUAUCCGAGCAAUCAAACAAGGAAGAAUAUGAAAAACGCAAAGAAGAAAUUAAUCAAUCAGUCAAGAAAUCAACUGUUAACAUUGCCAAGCUUUCUACAAUUCAUCAAAAUGCUCAGCGUGAAUAUGAGCAGAGAAUGUCUCAUUUAAACGAUCGUAUCUCAAAAUUAAAACAAGAAUUAGCUGAUGCAACAAAAGAACUUGAAGAUUUAAAGGCUGAAAAAGAAAAGGUUCUUUUUGAAAAGGAUUCAGUUAUUGAAAACCAAAAGAGAGAAAUGAAAGAAAUGGCCUAUCAAUUUUCAGAUAUGCUAAUGAAGACUCUUAUUACUAUUACAGAAGAUUUCGAGUCUCAAACAAGCGAAGUUAGCAAGGACGAAACUUCAGGACUUCCAAAUCCAGAUCGUCUUAAAGAAUUCCUUCUUGAUAGAAUUCAUGUAUAA
Trichomonas vaginalis G3 is the source of this 603-nucleotide messenger RNA. RefSeq lists its product as uncharacterized. NCBI's taxonomy places the organism in Eukaryota, Parabasalia, Trichomonadida, Trichomonadidae. The transcript has a single exon. Bases 1 to 603 code for a protein of 200 amino acids. The record is from RefSeq and is a predicted model, not a curated record.